GUGGUCGUUUCCCUACGCACUCGAAAGAAAUCCGGUGAAAUUUACUGUGGAUGCGGACGAACCAAAGGCGCAUAACGCAUUCCCGAUCCUUUUGGGAGCCUUUUAAAUCGCACAUCGUCUUUCACGAGCGAUCCGACAGUCAACAUUGUGACAAAAACAUCCCGAAACGGUCCCCGCGGACUAGAAGCUGGCCUUCCUAAAACUAGCGGAGUAAUGCUAUGCGAUACACAACGCAGCUUUUUGCGAAGGGUUGUCACUUUUCCAGCAUAGGAAAUAGUGGAAAGUGUUACUAAAAUAGCACGUCGUGAGAUAGUGACUAUAAUUUUCUCCAAAGUGAUGACGCAGUGAAUUAAGUACAGGCAUUCUGGCAAAGGAUCUCCUUACCCUUCCCCAGUGUUUCUUAAGGAUAGUACCUCCGAGGGAGGCAGUUGAACACAUUAGUGUGCUAAAAGGGAAAAGGUCUCAAUUCUAAAAGGGAGUAGCAAUUCUCAAGUGUAGUCCAGUAAGGAAGUUAAGUGAUAUUAUUGAUCAUGAAACAUUAUAAAAUGCUCUGCUAGAUGCAACCCCAAUAAUCAAACAGUGUAGAAGAAAAACUUAUUUGCUUGUAAGAUAACAUCCAUUUCUUGAGUGUGAACAAUAAGCACCUUCAAUUUCACGGAACGUAGUUAUGCCAAGGAGAUGUUUUCCAUGGGGGCACCAGCUGCAGAAUCCUACGUCGGAGGCGCAUCAAUAGGAUUUCAACCCACAUUCUAUAAAACCCUCUGCUGGGCUUCGGUGAUCGGAUGAGAAAAAAGUUCCAACGAUUGCAGUAAAAAAUAAUCAAGUGAACUCCAAACACAAAAGACUAAUAGGAGUGGAUGUUGGUGUCGUGCAAGUGUUCUCCCUCCUCUCCUAAAACUAUGGCAUAAUCAUGCUCCUAAUCUCGAAGCAACUUUCGACCGUUUAUUUUGCUAUUUCACCCGUCGUAAAACCGUUCAAUCGUUUAAGUUCAUGUGAUCGCACGAAGGUGCAAAAGAGGAAACUUGUUCAGCAUAAAACAACCGAGUGCUUAGAUUUCGCUAAAGAAGUGUCCUUUUGCCGGAUCCGCACGCAACUUGUUUCGAAUGGUAGAAGAAUAUUGGUGGUUCCCGGCGAUUCUCCUACAACUCGAUCGUAUCACCACAUCCCCGCGCCCUGGGGCACCCACCAUCGCACCAAAGUAUGCUGAAACCGAUCAAAACCUUUCUCACCUAUUUGCAGAGAAAUGCUAAUAGUUCGAAUAUUUUUGGAUUAACACCAACAACAUCUACUACGACAAUGGGUCCCACGGAGCAGCCCAGGCUAGAGGAACCGAUGAUGAUCGCCAACGAAGAUUUGGCGAACGAAAAUGGCGACGAUCCACUGUACGAUCCGCUCGCCCUGGACGACGAUUGUCCCGGGGGUGGUGGGCUCACGGUGGAGGACAUUAAUCCCCACGACGUCAGCACUGGCAGUGAAGCCGACGUUGACGGGGUGGCGAGUGGCAAGAUAAUACUGGUCGAUGUGACCACGCUUACGUCGAACAUCAUGAACCAAUCGGAUGAGGUAGAAACGGAUGAUGAUGAAGACGCCGUGGAGCAGGCAGCAAAGGAAGACCUGACAACAAGCGACACGGAGGAGCCCGCUGAACUGCUUACAAACAACAGUUCCUUCAGUGACGAAGCGGGUCGGACGGAAGAGACAAGCCAACUCGUGAGCGAUCAAUCGAGUGAGUGCGUUGUGCUCGAGGUGGUGGAAGACGAUGGGAAUGCGAUGGAAAGUGAUGGCAUUCAGGAAACACUGGAAUCAUCGUCGGUGACCGAAAAUGAUAGCUUUACAAUGGCCAAGGAACAACCGGCUGAUGGUAGUGACAAGGAUAAUGCACUACCGAAAGGCCAUACCAGCGCCCCAGAUACUCUUGUGUCCGUCGUCUUAAGCCCGGAUGUAGAUCAACACCAAAAAGAUGGAGCGAGUAACAAGCUGCCGGAACAAAUACAGGGAGCUCUGCCAAGCGGGGCUGAGGCAGAGGAGGAAGAAGCCAGCGAUGGUUCCGAUUCCGGGCUAGGAUUGGAGCCGUCCCGAAGCGUGAACGCUCCCAGCAACAGUAGUAGCUGUAGUAGUAGUAAUAGUAAUAGUAAUAGUACCAGCAGUAGUAAUAGCAGCACCCCACUCGAACCGCAACCGAUCAAGAGUAGCCUUAAGCGACGCUCGGAACCGCCGGGAACGACGGGAGAGAGUAGCGCCUCAUCAUUGGGCCUCGACGACGGAGUAAGCAGAGAAAAACGGCCCAAGAAAGCCAUCACGUUCGAAGGCGUAACCGUGUACUACUUUCCGCGCAUCCAGGGUUUCGGUUGUGUGCCCUCUCAGGGAGGCUGCACACUGGGAAUGGAAUUUGAGCACGUGCAUUCGAGGCGUCUAACGCUGGCAGAACAUUCGUCCGAACAGAGGAAAGUCCACCGGCAGCAGCUGCAGGAAUUGAACCCUCGCAGUUCCUCGAGCGACGACACGAGCAGCGAGGAGGAACCGAGCGAGAGCGGUUCGGAAGCUGAAAGCGAAUCGUAUGGGUUCCUACAACCGGUCACCACCCGGCAGCGGCGUGCCCUACUGAAGGCAGCCGGUGUUCGUAAAAUCGAUUCUACCGAAAAGGAUGAAUGUCGGGAGAUCAGGACAUCGCGCGAGGUCUGCGGUUGCACGUGCCGCGGGUUCUGCGAUCCGGCAACGUGUGCAUGCAGUUUGGCCGGCAUUAAGUGCCAGGUGGACCGACCCAGCUUCCCCUGCGGCUGCACGCAGGAAGGCUGCGGAAAUAAGGCCGGUCGGGUGGAGUUCAAUCCGGGGCGCGUUCGGACACACUUCAUACAUACCAUCAUGAGGCUGAACCUGGAAGGGAAGGCGAGCGAAAUGCGUCGACCGCUCGUCGGUGGCAACACGGGAACCGUCAGCAACAGUGUGGUCGACGGUGGAACGUCAGUGGGCGAAACUGGUUACGUUGGAGGAAGUGAGAAAAAUUGGUCCAACGGUCCGAUUCGAUUACAGCAGCCGGGGAUGGUUUACGCGGCUGGAAUGCUCGGUGUUCCGACGCCCGGUCCUAGUGGCUUAGGAGUAGGUACCGAGGGAGGAGGGUUGGUACCGAUGAAUCAUCAUUCCAUGUCACCAUCGUCGUACCAUCAACAACCGUCGAUACAAACGCAACAUCAAUACUUUGGCCCACCACCGGAUGAGAGCUACCUGGCCAGUUCGGCAUACCAUGACUACAUGGGAGGCAACGCACAGACCAUGCUUCUUGGAGCGGCACCUACUUCCACUUCCGCGAUCAACACAACCCCCCAGCACCUUAUCGGUGGCCUUAUUUCACCUGCUCACACAACGAAUCCCGUGGACGUUCAUUACGGCUACCGGGAUUACUUCGGCGGUUCCUCUUCGGCGCCAACAACUUCAGAGCAGCCUCAGCAGCAUUUGCCUCACGGUCAAAUAUACUACAAUUACGCUGGUGGAAGUUCCACCGGGACAAACGAUGGAAGCAGCACACUGGACCCUACCUAUCGUCAUCCGCCGGUGCCAGCAACGACCUCACUGCCACCGAUGCACCAAAUACCCGGGACAGGCAGUAUAUCACCUUAUCAUGCCCAGCAACACACGGUUCCUACCGGUCACGACCGGCAACAUCUGGCGGGAUAUAGUGGCGAUGGGGUAGAGGAUCUUCCCGCGUCUGCAUCAACAGAUGCUACUCCUUUGCCCAUGUCCACGGUCAGUUCACUCGAUACUCCAGAUGGUUCACAAUAUGCCUCUGCAGAGGUACCGUUUCCCUCGUCGAAUCGGUCGUUCACUUCCGAGGCAGAACAGACCAUUUCCAUUAGUGACAGCUCAGCCGAAGGAAACCUUCUCGAUAGCAGUGUGGAGGAGAUCGGGGACGGAGAUGAACCGACGGCAGCUUCCCCAUCCCCUGUGAUCACCGUCGUCGACGACGAGGAUGAUGCUGGUGGAAAGCAGUCUCCCCGCGUUUCGGGUGUUGGAAAUGACGAAGGUGAAGGGGAAUCGGAAUCGACCAGUUGCUUCAUCGAUCUAACUGCACCAGUCGCCGGAAAUGCCGAGCGUCUGGAAGCGAUUAACGAUCUGCUAGCGUCCAGCCGACGUUCCGCAUCCCUCGCACCUCGUACGAUCGCCGCCGAAGAUGACGAUGAGCUGCGUGACUUCCGACACUCACCGCUCCCUCCGAUGAUUUCAAUCGAUUCCGAUGAUGAAGACGACGUCCCGAAAGGCGCCGAUAGUGACGAUGGCGGCGACGCAGACGUUAUUGCCGUCGAUCGCCCCACAACGAAUAGUUCCGACAGCUCGGUCCUGAUGGAAAAAAGCGGCCCAUUUGUGAACGGCGGUGAAACACUGGCGCACCGAAACGGAACGGAAACCCCGACGCUCAUCAACGGUGGUGGCGUCCAUCGUUUGGGGGAGGAGCGGGAUAAACGACCGCGAGAAACGCUGCUGGUGAGGGCCCGUGCGUCGUACAAAAGUAACAUCGCAACAGCACCGACGACGGUGGCGGCAGCGGCGGCGGCGGCGGCGACGGCGGGACUCGAAUCGAAACUGGCCAAGACUGAUACCAUCGGUUCGCCAUCGUCCGGUCCGGCAUCGCCGGUACCGAGUGAAAAUCUGUCCGAAAUCAUCAAAAACAGCAUCGUCGAGACGGCGGUGACGCACUGAAAGUUUUUGUGUUAGGCCGCGUCUUCGGCACACUUUCCAAGUACUGUGGUAAAUUUCUUUCAUGAUUUUUUUUUUUUCGUUUCAUGCUAAUCGUACAUUUAUUUAAUGUCUCCGGUUUCCGGAGUGGAUACGAAUCGUUGGGCUGUUGGGAGGUUAGGUUAGUUAUGUUCAUGUUUUGCUGUCGUUCUUUUGCUAGCCCCUGUUUUUCCUCCACUCCUCCACUAAUGUACCGAAAGCUAUUAUUAAACGGUUCGGUUGAAACUAUAA
Anopheles coustani is the source of this 4959-nucleotide messenger RNA. RefSeq lists its product as uncharacterized. The coding region runs from base 1201 to 4692 and encodes 1163 amino acids. NCBI's taxonomy places the organism in Eukaryota, Metazoa, Arthropoda, Insecta, Diptera, Culicidae. Gene Ontology annotation, molecular function: sequence-specific DNA binding; DNA-binding transcription factor activity, RNA polymerase II-specific. Gene Ontology annotation, biological process: regulation of transcription by RNA polymerase II. Gene Ontology annotation, cellular component: nucleus. The record is from RefSeq and is a predicted model, not a curated record. The transcript is spliced from 5 exons.